GGGAGGCUCUGCUGCACUAGUAUAAACUGAAACACGAGUUGUUUCUGUCUGUCUGUCUGACAGUGCUUUGAGGAAGUGAAAUUCAGUCCGGCUUCGUCACGGCCAGGAAAGGCUGGCUGAGGGCGAGCUGACGCUGGGUUAGCUUUGUUUGCAGCGGGAGCCGAGGUUUUGGAUGGAAUAAGCUGACGGAGGAAAAGAUGAACGAUCGCUGGUACCAUGAGGACAUCUCCCGGCCCAUGGCCGAGAGCCUGCUCGCCAAAGCCGCUCAGGACGGCAGCUUUCUGGUCCGGCACAGCGAGUCCUGCGAAGGAGCACUAGCCCUGUGCUUGCUAUAUGAAAACUGUGUCUACACUUACAGGAUUUUUAUAAAUGAGGACAAUUUGUUGUCUGUUCAGGCCUGUGCAGGGGUCAAGCCCAAGAAUUUUGAGAAGAUGCCGGACUUGAUAGAAUAUUACAAACAGGAGAACACUGGGUUGGUGACAAACCUGCGGUAUCCUGUGGAAAGAGCGGAAGAAGUGGAUGGACAGGAGGUGGCAGUCGGAGCUGCCAAUGUUGUUGAUUCCACUGCGAAGAUUCACAAUGAUGCCAGCAGGUCCCUGGUCACUGAGAUACUCGCACGGCGCCUUGAACAAGUGGACAGCGCCAUUUUGGCACAGGCUCCACAAGGAUUUUAUAAGGCUCUUUGUGACUACAUUGAGCAGGAUGUGCUCAAAGAUGCUGAACACAUAAACUCCUCAUCAGUGGACAUGUGGCAGCUGCGGCUCUUGCUGAGUUUACUAACCAAAGGCCUUAGCAGUGAGCUAAUCCAGACAAUGUCGGCACUGGAGGCAUCCCAGAGUCUGCUUGACAACCAGCCAGCCCCUGGAGGGAGCGUGCAAAAUCAGAUUGCUUGUGAUGGGAGUGUCAGAAGAUUGCUCUCAACAGCUGAAGAACUGAGCAGAAUGCUCUCAACCAUUGAGAACCAGGUGAAAGAUUUCGAGCCAGAGUCUCCGGACACAGAUGUUGAAGAUCGACACUCUGAAAUUGGGCCUGUAACUUUUGAGGUGAAAUUGGAUAGUUUUGGAAUCUUCUUGAAACUUCAUUUGAAAGUGGACAUAGAACAAGGGAAGUUAAUUGUGAAGAAGUCAAAGGAUGGGCCAGAAGACAAGUUUUACAGUCACAACAGAAUUUUGCAGUUAAUCAAAUCACAGAAGUUCCCGAACAAGUUGGUGAUCAUGAUCGAUUCUGAGGUGAAGAAAACACAACGGAAGGAAUACGUCUUCACUGAUUCCAAGAAACGGGAAGGAUUCUGCCAACUCUUGCAGCUGAUGAAGAAUAAACAUUCAGACUUCUCAGAGCCUGACAUGAUCAACGUCUUUAUUGGAACCUGGAACAUGGGUAAUGCCUCACCGCCGGCGGACAUACGGUCGUGGUUCCUGUGCCAUGGCCAGGGGAAAACACAGGAUGACACAGCUGCUGACAUCCCCCAUGAUAUUUACAUCAUCGGCACACAGGAAGACACACAGGGAGAGAAGGAGUGGGUGGAGCUGAUCAAAUCCACACUAAAGGACAUCACCUACAUAAAGUUUAAACAUAUCGCAACACAGACCCUAUGGAAUAUCCGGAUAGUUAUUCUGGCAAAACCGGAGCAUGAAAACCGGAUCAGCCACAUUUCUACCAGCAGCGUUAAAACUGGCAUCGCCAAUGCUCUAGGUAACAAAGGUGCGGUGGGAGUGUCUUUCAUGUUUAACGGUACAUCCUUUGGAUUUGUCAACAGUCACCUGACCUCAGGAAGUGAGAAAAAGCUAAGGCGAAAUCAGAACUAUAUCAAUAUCCUGCGCUUUCUGAGCCUCGGAGAUAAGAAGUUAGGUCCAUUUGACAUUACCAAUCGGUUCACACAUCUGUUCUGGCUUGGAGAUUUGAACUACAGAGUGGAGCUUCCAACACAGGAGGCUGAGAAUAUUGUGGAGAAGAUCAAACAACAGCAGUACCAGGAGCUACUAACCAAGGACCAGCUCAUCAUGGAGAAGAAUGACAAGAAGGUUUUCCUUCAAUUCCAGGAAGAAGACAUCACCUUCCCUCCAACUUAUCGCUAUGAACGAGAUAGCAGAGAGAUGUACAACUUCAUCAAACAGAAGCCUACAGGACUAAAGUACAACCUGCCAUCCUGGUGUGAUCGAGUACUAUGGAAAAGCUACCCCAACGUACAUGUCAUGUGUCAGUCUUAUGGUUGCACCACAGAUAUCGUCACCAGCGACCAUUCACCGGUAUUUGCAACUUUUGAGGUGGGAGUUUCAACACAGUUUGUGUCAAAGACUGAUCCCAACAACGCUGCCUCUCCUGGCACAAUCAAUUUUAUCAGGUGUGAAGCCAAGCUGAAAACUAAAUCCAAGACUAGGUUCUUCAUUGAAUUCUACUCCAGCUGCUUAGAAAAUCUCGUGAAAAGUGCUGAAGGUGAGAACCAGGAGUCAAGAGAUGAGAAUCUGACAGUUGUGUGGAGCACUCUUCCUGAGUUGAUACCCAUUAUCUCUGAUCCAGAGUAUUUACUGGACCAACACAUCCUCAUUUGCAUCAAAUCCACUGACAGCUACGAGUCCUAUGGUGAAGGCUGCAUCGCCCUGCAAGCCAACUCAAAUGAGAUAACAUUCAAUAUUCCACUGGAACACCGUGGUGAGGAGACUGGGACUUUCAGUGGCUCGUAUAAACUGAUCAUUUCAGAGCGAAAACAACGGGAGAAGACUUACGAUUUUAUCCAGUUGGAAAAAGAUGAAAUGAUUUCAGUUAAGCAAAGCAAAGCAAACACUCAUUCAGAGUUUCCGAAAACCUGGGACCGGCCAGGAAGGGUGACCCAGAAAACGUCAGCACAACUCUUGGCUGAGGAAGCAGCUGCCAAGGUCCGAGAUCGAGUGCCGCUACCAAGCGUCCCAGACACUACUUCCAAAGACAAUAGCAAGCCCUCAAGCAAUCCAGAAAGCUCACGCAGUAAAAACCCAGCCAUGAUCCACCCAAGGGCAGAGAUCCCGCAGCCUGUGUCACCGGAGGAGAAGCCAAUGUUGCUGAUCAGUAAUCCCUUGUACGAAGCAGUUGACCAGAAACAAGGCGCCAUCUUGAGGAAAGAGCAGGUUGUCCCGCGGAACCUGAGGAAAGGUGCCCUGGCAAAAGUGGAGAGGUUCUCCUCUCCUUUGCUACACGCCACCAAUAAACCGGCCCAGCCGGGAGCGAGCAAGUGGUCAAACCGACAGGAGCUGCUGCCUGUACCCGAGAGCAGGAGGCGGUCGCACACCUGCUCAGAAUUGAGAAGGCCAGGCCAAGGGACACCACACUCUGGUCAGGUAGAGGCCAAGGCUGACCAUUCCAUUUCGGGGGUCACCUCACUUAGUGAGCAACCCCCUUCACUGGCCAGGCCCCCGCUGCCGAUGAAGAGUCAGAAAGUACUGCAGCUACAGCAUGCGACAAAAGACUACAGAGAAACCUCGGUGUUACCAAACCACACCAAGCACCAUAGCAACGAGUCCUUGGGGCAACAGGCCAGUGUGUCGUGACCAAAACCCCACUCAUGGUGAGAUGAAAGUUCCUUGUCAGAAGUUUUCAGAAGUGCAAAGCGUUUUCUGCUUGUCUUUGGCUUACACACACUCUUGACAAAUGCAAAUUGUGGUUAUUCUAAAGAGAGAAUCAGCAGAGCCGGAUGUCAGGAAUGAUGCAGUGAAUCUCUCAGUCACCUCCCUCUUCUCCAUGAGUUGGAUAGCUAGCUGUCAGGUACUGUUCAGAGCGGAUGCUCAGCAGCUAGAAGUGAGGAGGCUUGAAGAACCAUCAAUGUUAUAGGAUUUCCAAUACCAUGCCCCCUUCGAUGGACAUGUUCUUCAUUAGGAUCUGGUGGCCAGCUAUGGAGGACCUUCAUAUACCUUCAGUAUGAGCUGACCAGAGUCUAUCGCUGCUCCACCAUUUGGCUGAACCAAUGGCGACUGGAGCCAUGUUCUGUACUCAUGGGCCCCGUGGUUCAACUCAGGAAAGGACACUUGGAUGAACCGUCUACUGACCCUCCCCAGCUGGACACAAACAAUCAAGAGCUUUCAUUUCUUUAGCACCUCUCGAACCCAGGAUGACCCAAGGACAGUUUUGAAGUGUAAUCACUGUAUUUUUUUAAAUAAUGAUCAUUGCUAGAUCCACAUUGCUUAUCACUAUUCGUUAAGAGUCAGUCACAUUGCUGGAGGUCUGGAUUCAGAUGUAGGCCAGACUAAGAUGGCAGCUUCCUUCCCUUAAGGGCAUUAAUGAACAAUGGUUACCAUUAGACCCAUAAUUCCAGAUUUUGAUUGAGUUUGAAUUCUAAGCAUUCUGCCUUGGUGGGUUUUAAACUCAGCUCCCCAAAACAUCACUGGGGUCUCUAGAUUACUAGACCAGUAACAACACCACUAGGCCAUUGCUUCCCCUUGUAGCAUAGAAAAUGCAACAGCCACUUUAUAUAGAGCAUGCUUCCAUAAAUGGCAGAGUAAUGCUCACUUGAUAAAAGCUGCUGUAUGGAUUUGUUCCAUGUUUGUUAGGAUAUCAAUAAGGAAUCCCUGUGCUUCUUCCAAUAGUCCUAAGGGAUCUUUACAUCUGCCUGAAAGAGGAGCCAAGACCUGGAUUUAAAACCUGCAAAUGGGAAUUCUAACGAUGCAGCACACCCCUCUGCACUGCACUACAAUGUCAUCCUAGAUUUUGUGGUAAAUUCCAUAACUUUCUGUCUCAGUGGGAAGAGCGCUUAUUACUGGUUUGUGAUGAGAAUGGGCUAAGUAGUUGAGGUAGUGGGAAAUGACCAUUGCAGGAACAUUGUCACCAGUGGAGAGGGAAGGAUGAGAGUGGUUGGCAUUGUGAUUUGAUUUAUGUGCACUCUAAAUCUUAUGUGCCUUCAGAUGUUAUAUUAGCUCAUGAAUUAUGCUGAAUAAUGUGUUUGUGAGGUGACAGUGACUUGGCAUUGGACCAAGCGAGGCAUCAAGGAGCUCGAGCAAAACUAGAGUCAAUAGAAUCGGGGGAAAGCUCUCCAUUAGUUAGAGUCAGACCUAGAACAAAGGAAAAUGGUAGUGCUCUGGAGGUUAACCAUCUCAGUUGCUAACAAUGCUGCAGCCAUUUCUCAGCAUGAUGCCCUAGACCCAACUACCUUCAGCUGUUUUAGCAAUGACCUUGUCUCGAUCAUAAGGUGGGAAUAUUUGCUGAUGAUUGUACAAUGUCUCGUGUUAGUUGUGAGUCCUCAGGUACUGAAGCAGUCCAUGUUCAAAUGCAAAAAGACCUGGACAAUGCCUAGGCUUGGGCAGGUAGUGACAAAUAUCACUUUAUAUAACAAAAGUGCCAUUACCACAAGAGAGAAUCUAACCAUCCGCCCCUUGACAUUCAAUCCAUUACCAUCGUUGAAUCCCAUCUAUCAACAUUUUGGGGAUUGCCAUUGACCAGAGCCUGAAUUGGUCAAAUAAAUUGGCUGCAAGACAGGUCAGAGGUCAGGAAUUUUGUAACAAGUGGCUCAUCUCCUGUUUUCCCAAAGCCUGACCAGCAUCAACAAGGCACAAGUCAGAAGAGUGAUGGAAUACUCUCUACUUGCUUGGAUGGGCACAGCUGCAACAAUAUUCAACAGCAUUAUCCAGGGCAAACAUCCACUUGAUUAGCACCCCAUCUACCAGCUGUAAUUCCCUCCCCCGCUGUAGUACCAGUCUGUACCAGUCUCACCAAGGCUUUUUCUACAGCACAUUCUUUACCCAUGACCCAUGCCACCUUAGAAGGACAAUGGCAUGAAAUGUACAGCAUCAGCACUGCAAAUUCCCAUCCAAGCCAUGAUGAGUUUGAACAUAUCAACAUUCCUUUAUGGUCGCUGGGUUAAAAUCUUGGAACUCCCUCCUUACCAGCACUGUGGGAGUCCCUGUACCACAAGAACUGCAGUGGUUCAACAAGGCAGCUCAUCACCACCUUCUCAAGGGCAGUUUGUUUGGGCAACAGAUGCUGGCAUUUCCAGUGAUGCCCACAUCUUGUGAAGACUUUAAAUAAAAUAACAUGCCUUGUGUUCAAAAGCUUUGUUUCAUUAAUGCAAGCCCUUCCACACGGGAGAUGACCACUUCACGGGCGCCAAGUCUUCCCUGCUUUGGAGUUCCAAUGUGCUCCAUCUGAGAAGGUAGCCACCUCAUCCACAACUCGACUCCUUCCCUCAGCCCACACCAUUCUACCAGCAACUGCUUCCCUGCCUCAGAUCUUUUGUUAUCCUGUGUGCCAUCAAUCUCUACUGACAUUAUUCCAUUAACUAAAGUGCCAAGAAAUGCAAAGACAGCAUUUGCAUUUCUGAACUACCUUUCACAUCCAUUCCAAAAUCUCUCAGGGUCCAUUAACCCCAAAUUCAAGUGUAGUUUGGUGUUGUUUUAGAUGGGUGGUAAAGCGUGAUUUACAAUGCUGUCUGCAGUUCCUGGACACAGGGGAGUGACUUUGCUACAUGUUAGGAUCUUGAGGAAUUAUGUUCUCUGAAAUGUAAACAUUUCUGUUGAAUUUUUAUGAUGUUGCCUUGAAGUUGUAUGAGAACACCAAUGAAGAAGUUCGCAGGUGAAAUAAAAGAUGUUUGAAUCAA
This is a messenger RNA of Chiloscyllium plagiosum (whitespotted bambooshark), 6556 nucleotides long. It is a transcript of the gene inpp5d, whose product is annotated as inositol polyphosphate-5-phosphatase D. The record is from RefSeq and is a predicted model, not a curated record. Gene Ontology annotation, biological process: negative regulation of bone resorption; negative regulation of signal transduction; regulation of immune response. Gene Ontology annotation, cellular component: cytosol. Gene Ontology annotation, molecular function: phosphatase activity. Lineage: Eukaryota; Metazoa; Chordata; Chondrichthyes; Orectolobiformes; Hemiscylliidae.